CUUUCUAACAUGGCAGAUCAAUUAGUGGUGUAUGGUCAUGUGACGGGAAAAUCUUCUCACUCAUAAGACGGUUUGUGUUUGAAAACUGUGAACUUUUUCUCGCGAAUAGAGGAUUGUUAGUGAAGAGUUCGAGUUCGCGAUGGCGGACGUGAAAAGUCCCCCCUUUAGUGACAUUAAACGUCCCGAGGAGGUAGUGGCGAUGGCGAUGAACGACAGCUUGAAAUUCGCCGUGCUGAUAGGACUAAUCGAGGUGGGACAGGUGUCUAAUCGGGAGGUAGUCAACACAGUUUUGCACUUGCUGGUGGGUGGCGAGUUCGACAUAGAGCUAAACUUCGUGAUUCCAGACCCACAAAACAUCAGACAUAUGCUGGAAUUGUUAGACCAUUGUACGCCAAAUCUACAGGCGGAAAUAUGGAGUGUGUUCAUUGCAAUUUUGAGAAAAAGCGUCCGAAAUCUACAAGCAUGUACAGAUGUCAGUCUCAUCGAACACGUUUUGCAUCGCUUAUCGCUUGCAGAAACCGUCGUUGCAGAUUUAAUGAUCGACAUGCUUGGAGUUUUGGCGAAUUACAGCAUCACAGUAAAAGAACUGAAGCUCCUGUUUGGUGCAAUGAAAGCAGUCAAAGGAAAGUGGCCACGACAUUCGGCAAAAUUAUUAAACGUCCUUCGUCAAAUGCCGCAGAGAAACGGACCUGACGUCUUCUUCAGUUUUCCAGGCAGACAGGGAUCAGCGGUAUUGCUACCACCACUCGCGAAAUGGCCGUAUGAAAGCGGCUUUACUUUUACGACAUGGUUCAGAUUGGACCCAAUCAACUCGGUUAAUAUCGAACGAGAAAAGCCUUAUCUGUAUUGUUUUAAAACCAGCAAAGGCGUUGGUUAUUCUGCACAUUUCGUAGGAAACUGUCUCGUGCUUACAUCUAUGAAAAUGAAGGGCAAAGGACUGCAACACUGCGUCAAAUACGAAUUUCAACCACGGAAGUGGUACAUGAUUGCUGUGGUGUACAUAUACAACAGAUGGACGAAGAGCGAAAUCAAGUGUUUAGUUAAUGGCCAACUAGCUUCUAGUACAGAAAUGACGUGGUUCGUCUCAACGAACGAUCCGUUCGACAAAUGUUACAUCGGUGCAACUCCAGAACUGGACGAGGAACGUGUUUUCUGUGGCCAGAUGAGCGCAAUUUAUUGCUUCAGUGAAGCACUAACCACACAUCAGAUAUGUGCGAUGCAUAGGCUAGGACCUGGAUAUAAGAGUCAAUUCCGGUUUGACAACGAAUGUUAUCUGAACCUGCCCGACAAUCACAAAAGGGUGAGUCAAGAGCUGGAACUCUCGAGCAUGAAGGACCAAUGUAUGCGGCCUGUUCUUUAUGAUGGGAAGCUGUCCAAUGCAAUUGUGUUUAUGUAUAAUCCAGUAGCGACGGAUUCCCAGCUAUGUUUGCAGAGUGCACCAAAAGGAAACGUUUCUUACUUUGUACAUACGCCACAUGCACUGAUGCUGCAGGACGUUAAAGCUGUAAUCACGCAUUCUAUACAUAGUACGCUGAAUUCCAUUGGAGGGAUCCAAGUGCUUUUCCCUCUUUUUUCACAAUUGGAUAUGCCUUACGAUUGCGUAUCCCCAAACGAUAUUCAAAGAGAUCCUUCUUUGUGUUCUAAAUUAUUGGGGUUUAUUUGCGAUAUGAUGGAGAGUUCGCAAACGGUCCAGCAGCAAAUGGUACUAAACAGAGGGUUUGCUGUAAUUAGUUACAUGCUUCAAAGAGCGAGCCGGGAACACUUGACGAUAGAAGUUUUGACCUCAUUUUUAGAGUUGACGAAACACCUCGUUACGAGCCUCAGUGCCAAUAGCGAUUUGUUGCUGAAGCAGCUACUGGACCACGUUCUCUUCAACCCAGCUUUGUGGAUAUACACUCCAGCACCGGUGCAAAUCCGUCUCUACUCUUACCUAGCGACGGAAUUUCUCAGCGACACGCAAAUCUAUUCCAACGUAAGGCGGGUGUCGACUGUCAUGCAGACUGUUCAUUCUCUCAAGUACUACUAUUGGGUUGUUAAUCCUCGAGCGAAGAGUGGAAUUACGCCCAAGGGACUCGAUGGGACGCGACCUCUGCGAAAGGACAUUCUGACUAUACGAUCAUAUAUUUUGUUGUUUUUGAAGCAACUUAUUAUGAUAGGGCAUGGCGUAAAGGAGGAUGAGAUCCAAACAAUUCUUAAUUAUCUAACGACGAUGCACGAGAUGGCUCCCAAUGAGUUGCAGAGUCAGAAACAGGAAUCUAUGACAGCGCGGGGACAAGCGGGAUACAUAGUAUUGCUGCAUUGGCAUGGUCAUCAAAAGCUGGAUCCGGACAAAGGACCGGUAAUACCUGGAACAGAUCCAUGGUUGCCGAAAGACGAUUGUCAUUCUAAACGAUACGAACAGGAUGGAGUCAGUCAGGGAAAUUCUGGAUUCACCCAAGUAACACAUAAAGACAGUGGUUCAGAUGUUUACGGGGGACAAGCACGUGAACUAUCACGUGCGCAAUAUGGGAUUCUGACUGACAACAUUAGUCAACAAAUUCUGUACACGAAGCACCUGGAACCUGAGUCGCAUCAUCGAAUAGAAAGUGCGAAUAUUCUCAAAGUGGUAGCAACACUAAUUCGACAAUCAAAACGAACCGAGCAGCUGCACGAAGUGAAGAAACUCUUUCUCUCCGAUAUGACCUUACUUUGUAACAAUAAUAGAGAAAAUCGACGUACGGUCUUGCAGAUGUCAGUUUGGCAAGAGUGGUUGAUAGCUAUGGCUUAUAUUCAUCCCAAGAACGCAGAAGAGCAGAAAAUAUCUGACAUGGUUUACUCCUUGUUCAGAAUGCUGCUGCAUCACGCCAUCAAAUACGAGUACGGAGGCUGGCGUGUUUGGGUCGAUACUUUGGCCAUUGUUCAUUCAAAAGUUUCCUAUGAAGAAUUUAAACUUCAAUUUGCUCAAAUGUACGAACAUUACGAACGGCAAAGAUCUGACAAUAUCACUGACCCAGAAUUAAGACAGCAACGGCCAAUCAGCACGAUUUCAGGGUGGGACCAACACCAUUCUGUUACUAAUGGAUACAUCAGACCCACACCAUGGACCAAUCAACAACAGGUGGAAAUUCAACACGAAUUUGAAACACCCGAGAGUAACGAUCGACUCGAGGAAUCCUGCAGCUGUGACUUAAAUUCGAUCGACAAUACCGAGAGCGAGGGGAGUCCCGCAAUCGUCAAAUCCCGAAGUGAAACUGUUGUUACUCAGCAGUCUAGCGAAGCAGUCUCUUUAGAUUCGAGACUAAGCGACAAACCUGAAACUCCAACAACGGCUCUCGAAAAUCAUGUCGAAACUUCAAGUAUAUUAGAAAAUCGUAACGAGGUCAUUUCUCCAGCUACAAUGCAAGAGGUGAGUGAAGAUUUUCUGAGCGAGUUCUUCAGUGAAGGACAGAAAGUUGAAAAUUCGAGUCCCGAUUCGACUGUUCAUGAGGCUUCGACAAAAGAGGAAAAAAGGUUCAGCCAAGCACAGAAAACUGAUGUUUCUUCCACAACGAAAGAGACCAAAGAUGCGAUUUCCGUCUCCCCUUUCGAAGAUGCUAAAGAUGAAGCGAAAAAAGAAGUGGAAGACCAACAGAAGGUGAAGGAAGACGUGGAGGAAGAAGUGAAAGAAAAUGAAAAUGAAGAAGUGAAGGGAAAGAAACUUGAAGAAGUAAAAGGAAAGAAGGAAACAAAUGAGACUAAAACGGAAGACAUAGAACAACAGGAAGGGGAGAAUGAACCGGUAGAAAAGCAUGAAGAAUCAAAAGAAGUGAAAAAAGUUCAUGAAACAGAUAAAGUAAUGGAAAAGGAAAAAUCAAACGAAAAGGACGAGGUAAAGGAAAUAGAAGAGAUAAAAAAAGAAGUCGAAAAAGCAAAAGAGGAGUCGGACACAACGAAAGAAGAAAAAUUAGUCAGCGAUGAGCCUAACUCCGCGGGAGAGUCGGAAGAAGAUCCUAAACUCGAAUCUAGUACCGAAGAAACAGUAAAACUCGGGGAAAUAACCGAAGGUCAAGUUACAGUUGCAAAAGACGACCAACUCAUGAUGGAAGUCGAACACCUCAGGGGAAAAAGUAAAGAAGAUGAGUUUACCGAAAAAAGUCUCAAUUGCUCAACUAGCCUAGUAACGAGCGCCGAUACCUCUGAAGUAGAAAUUGAAAAAUCAGAAAUAUUAGAGAAUAGUGCCAUAACUAUGGAGGAGAGUGUAGUCAAAGCUGAAAGUGCUGUUAUUAUUGGUAGCGAAGAGUGUUCCGCAGGAAAGGUAAAUGCUGAGUCAACCGAGCCGUCCAAUAUUUCUACUAGCUUAAGUGAUAAAACGGACCUUCCGGUGAAGACUAGCGUCGAAGAAGUGGAUAGUGUUUAUAAUAAUAGCGAUGUUCAAAGUUUUGUAGAUAAUGUGACGCAAGUGCCAAGUUUUAUGCAGCAAAUCCCAACAAUAACAACGGUCUGUGAUGAUACUAAAAGUUUAAAAAAUGGUGUGCCUCAAAUCGUAAGUUCCAAUGUUGUUGCAAGAGAUAAUCCAUUACCAAAUAACUCAAAUUCACCAGAUAUGGGGAACGUGAGAAGAAGGACGAGUUUGCCGAGUGUAGAAGUUCCCGAAGAAAAAAUGGCAGAAACUGUAGGUGGUGUACUUCCCCCCCCUGGGCCCCAAAUACAAAACUCCUCGCCCCAAAAACGACCAAGGAGUGCCUCGACUUCUACUCAAGUCGACCCGAAUCACUUUGACUCAACUAGAACAAGACAAGCAUCAAAUCCUUUCACGAGGCCUAUGUUUAGUCCAGGACCAACAAGGCCACCUUUCAGGAUACCAGAAUUCAAAUGGUCUUACAUUCAUCAAAGGCUACUGUCAGACGUACUUUUCUCCCUUGAAACCGAUAUCCAAGUUUGGAGAAGUCACUCUACCAAAUCAGUCCUCGAUUUUGUCAAUAGCAGCGAAAACGCUAUUUUUGUUGUCAAUACGGUACACCUCAUAUCUCAACUCUCCGACAAUCUUAUCAUGGCUUGCGGUGGAUUGUUGCCUCUUUUAGCUUCAGCAACUUCGCCAAAUAGCGAGCUAGACGUGAUCGAGCCAACACAGGGUAUGCCAAUUGAAGUCGCAGUGUCAUUUCUGCAAAGACUAGUCAAUAUGGCUGACGUACUUAUUUUCGCGAGUUCACUGAAUUUCGCCGAUCUCGAGGCUGACAAGAACAUGUCUAGUGGUGGAAUUUUGAGACAAUGUCUCCGACUGGUCUGUACUUGUGCGGUUAGAAACUGCUUGGAGUGUAAAGAACGUGGCAGAACGUGCAGCAUGUUGGGUCGACAGAUUGGUUCUAGUAAUAAAUCGCAGCACAUACAAUCACUUAUACGAGGAAUCCAAAUAUCACCUAAGAAUACCAUGGAUAACUUAGCAAGUCAGUUGAGUCCUGUGAAGGAUCCAGAAAAACUCCUUCAAGAUAUGGAUGUGAACCGAUUGAGAGCCGUUGUUUACAGAGAUGUUGAAGAAACCAAGCAGGCUCAGUUUCUGUCCCUGUCUAUAGUUUACUUCAUCUCUGUACUGAUGGUUUCAAAAUAUCGAGAUAUUUUGGAACCUCCGGUUAAUCCCCGCCCAUCUAGUCCUGUCAAAAUGAUACAAACAAAUGGAACUGGUCUCAGAUCUGGUAGUCCGACAGCGGAUGGGAAUGGUGGUGGAGAUGGGCGGCCUCUGUUUCCACAAUGGUCUCACCACGUGCACCCUCAGUUCCUUCCGGGGUCACACCCCAACGCCAAUACAAAUACCAACCACCACAUCAGCCAGCACCACCACGAGCACCCGCUACCGGCUGCCAGACACCCUAAUAACCGCCAACCUUCCAACUAUUGUCUCUCGAAUCACCAUAAUAACCAUCACAAUCAUUAUUCGAAUAAUUAUAACUAUCAUCGUCAUCACUAUCAUCAUCAUAAUAGCAACAAUCAUCGUCACGCGCUUCAAAAUCAUAUUGAACAGCCCCGAAAUCUCUAUCAUAAUAACUCUGGUGUUGGUGUGCAAGGAAGUGGUCGAGUUAGUCAUUCGGCAUCUCAAGAUGAUGGAGAAUAUGAAGUUAUAGUGGUGGAUGAAAAUAAUUCGUCUAUUUUGGCAGAUCAUAAUGUUCCUUCUUCUGGUCCUCCCUCGACAAAGGCUGGUCCAAGGCCACGGCAUAUUUGCGAGGAUUACACCUCGAAAGAAACUCCUCUUGGCUCAUCUUCAAGGCCUGAAGUUUCACCCCAAAAAAAUACGCAGAGCAAUGAAUCAAGUGAAGAAAAUGGCCAAAAAAGCAACAUCACUGGUGAUCCCAGUCCAUCGGAUGUAACAACUGAUAACGAAAAUAAACAAAAUUCGUCCGAAGAAGCUUGGACUGAUGUGAACCUAAAUGAAGGAGACACCGAAUCAAUAACGAAUAAAAGAAAUGGAGCUGGAAAUGUUAAUAAUAUCAUUCAUUCCCAUGGUCAACUUACAGAAAGUGAAGGGGAAGUGAUUGAUCGCGAAGCGUUUGCGAAUUCGGAACGAGGUGAAAAACCGGUGACGGAGAUUUCAGUUGUCAGAGUACCGGGUCACCUGAUGGUGACGACUUCCGUGCCACGACCGGAUGAUUUACCAAUUAAAGGAUUCGUAGAGCAUAUUCCAGUGCCAACACCAACAAGAGAGGCUUCAUUGACCCAACAAUUAGAAACUGCUUUAGGAUCGGUGUGUCCGCUUCUUCGCGAGAUUAUGGUUGACUUUGCCCCUUUCUUGUCUAAGACACUCAUUGGGUCUCAUGGACAAGAUCUACUUAUGGAGGGAAAAGGAUUAAUAACCUUCAAAAACAGUAAUUCAGUAGUGGAGCUUGUAAUGCUGCUUUGCUCCCAAGAAUGGCAAAACUCUUUGCAGAAGAACGCGGGACUCGCUUUUAUUGAACUUAUCAACGAAGGAAGAUUAUUAUCUUGUGCUAUGAAGGAACACAUCGUGCGAGUUUCCAAUGAAGCUGAAUUUAUUCUCAAUCGAAUGCGAGCUGAAGAUGUUUUGAGGCAUGCCGAAUUUGAGUCCCAUUGUGCACAAACGUUAUUAGAUCGUCGAGAGGAAGAAAGAAAAUGCGAUCACUUGAUAACAGCCUCUCGAAGACGGGACAACGUAAUGGCCAGUCGUAUUUUGGAAAAAGUGCGCAAUAUUCUUACGAAUAAGCACGGUGCUUGGGGAUAUAUGGAUCCGUUGGCCGCCAAGUUGACAGAAUUCUGGAAAUUGGACACUUGGGAGGACGAUACUCGUCGAAGAAGGCGUUUCGUUCACAAUCCUCUGGGUUCAAGUCAUCCAGAGGCUACAUUGAAAGCCGCUUUAGAACAUGGUGCACCAGAGGACGCUAUUCUUCAAGCUCGUGAAGAGUUUCACGCUCACCUCGCAGCUUCGCGUGCAUACCAGCAACAGUUGCAAUCUCCAGACCUUAUGGACGACAACGAACUCUUAGUCGAUGACAGAGACUUGGAUAACGACCUUGCUGGUCCAGUAAAUAUCACCACGAAGGCCAAACUUAUCUCGCCUGGAAUCGUCGCACCUGGUGUGAUGUCCAUCACAUCUUCCGAAUUGUACUUCGAGGUGGAUGAAGACGACGUUGAAUAUAAGAAAAUCGACAGUGAGCUAACCACGAUCUUCGUCCACUUACAAGAUAUCACCGAUAGACAAGACGCUCAGGAAUGCACCAAACAUCCAGUAUCAAGUAUCCACCAUCCACUUGGAUUCUGGUUCUCGGGAUAUUCUAAAUAGUCGACAAUUCUCAUCAGAUAUCACAUUUGCAUGGAAUGUUUUAGCGAGUUGGCACGCCUUUUUUAAACUCUUUCUGGCUUUCGAUAUUCCUAGUAUAAGGGAGAUGAUUCAAGUUAUGGAUUAAUUCCAUCACGGAUUAUUUAAAUUCAAAGUUACAGGGCCUGAAUUGUUUCA
Messenger RNA from Belonocnema kinseyi, 7915 nucleotides. It is a transcript of the gene rg, whose product is annotated as neurobeachin-like. Gene Ontology annotation, cellular component: cytosol; membrane. The transcript is spliced from 37 exons. Gene Ontology annotation, biological process: intracellular protein localization. The coding region runs from base 140 to 7741 and encodes 2533 amino acids. Lineage: Eukaryota; Metazoa; Arthropoda; Insecta; Hymenoptera; Cynipidae. Gene Ontology annotation, molecular function: protein kinase binding. The record is from RefSeq and is a predicted model, not a curated record.